Messenger RNA from Aspergillus alliaceus, 4120 nucleotides. RefSeq names its product putative copper resistance-associated P-type ATPase. The record is from RefSeq and is a predicted model, not a curated record. Gene Ontology annotation, cellular component: membrane. Gene Ontology annotation, molecular function: copper ion binding; ATP hydrolysis activity; P-type divalent copper transporter activity. NCBI's taxonomy places the organism in Eukaryota, Fungi, Ascomycota, Eurotiomycetes, Eurotiales, Aspergillaceae. Gene Ontology annotation, biological process: monoatomic cation transport; copper ion homeostasis. The coding region runs from base 179 to 3928 and encodes 1249 amino acids. The transcript has a single exon.
ACAGAGUCUCUUCAACAUCAUUACGUGGGACUGUCCUCAUAAAAAAAAAUACAAACCCUACCAGCUACCUGGUUCGCACCCACUCUCGCAAACCAGCUUUUCCAAAGAGAUGCUCCCUGGCUUCUGGUUCUAAACACAACUAAUUAUUCGGCAUCCUGGAGUUUUUCAACCGUUUAUAAUGUCGCCGACAUCAGGCCUUGCAUCUCGAACCCCUGUGUGCCAGGGUUCGAGGCAACUUAAAAGCACCUUCUUCGUUAGUAACGUGCAUUGUUCUUCCUGCAUAUCAUACAUCUCCGAGAUCCUUUCAGAGAUUCCCGGUGUGUUUGACGUCGAUGUCACUAUUCUCAAGCAUGAAGUGCGAGUAUACCAUGCAGCAGAGACCAGUCCUUCGAAACUGGCCACGGCUUUGAUUCAAGCAGCCUUCGAAGUCCGUCAUGUAACGACUUACGAUGCCCGAGGAGUUAUCGUAUCUGAUAUUAGCACAACUUCGUGGCUCUCCAGAAACCCCGUACAUUUUCCAACGCAGCAAGCCUCACAUUCUACCUCGACGACCCUGAACAGGCAUCUUGCGAAUUGUGAUGCCUGCAGGAAGGAGGAACUGCAACGAAUAUCUAACCCGCAAGAUUCAUCCGAAAUGACUUCUAUUCGGUCAAGGAAUGAGAAGGCUGGUCAAUUAUUUGGUGUUAGUGACAAAGUUUCUGACAUUGGGAGCCUGGCGCCUCGAAGGUCCGUGGAGAGUAUUGCGCCUCCGCAACUACACGAUGAUGAUGGAACGUUCAGUGCUCGCAUAAGCAUUGGGGGCAUGAGCUGUGCUUCAUGUGUCAAUACAGUAACGAACGAAGUUAAGCAGCUCAGCUUCGUCCUCGAUGUGACGGUCAAUCUCCUUAGCAAUAGUGCGACGGUCGUCUUUAACGGUCCCCAAUCGAACAUAGAAAAGGUGGUGGAACACAUCGAGGACAUCGGCUUCGAGGCGUCCCUCGAGGAUGUACAGAAAGUUAGCCUGUCUCCAUCUCCGAACCAAAACCUGUCAUCAUAUGUCGCUGAAAUCGCUAUUGGUGGCAUGACCUGCGGCUCUUGUGCAGGAAGUGUCACACGAGGGGUUGAAGAACUUCCCUUCGUGACGGAAGUCUCGGUGAAUCUUUUGUCUCAUAGCGGAACGGUGAAAUUCGAUGGGCUCGAUCAUAUCGACGCUAUCGUGGAGAAAAUCGGAGACUUGGGAUAUGACGCCUCUGUCACCAGCGUCGUUCCUCGGGAUGUUGAAGGCAACAAGAAUGAUGGUGAGACCGAAAAGAGAACCGUGGCAAUCCAAGUGGGUGGGAUGUUCUGUCAUCAUUGCCCGGGAAAGGUUCUCAGCUCUUUGAAGGAACUUGCUGAUGUUGAAAUUGAUGACACGCUGUCUGUCAAGAACCCCAUCGUUAAGGUUACCUAUACUCCACGCCCUCCCUCUCUUACCAUCAGAACUAUACUCCAGGACAUUGACAAAGUACAUGAUGCUUUCUCUACAACUAUCUACCACCCCCCGAGUAUUGAGGACCGAUCGCGAGCAAUUCAGCUGCAUGAGAGGCGUAGGCUGCUGUCCCGCUUUCUCUUCGUUCUGAUUGUAGCGAUCCCAACCUUCCUGAUCGGUAUCGUUUUCAUGAGCCUCGUGUCGUCGGAUAACCCGACACGGAAGUACUUGGAACAACCAAUGUGGGCUGGUAGUGCCUCUCGGAUGGAAUGGUCUCUUUUUAUUAUGACAACUCCUGUCAUGUUCUAUGGAACUGACGUGUUUCACGUGAGAGCUGCAAAGGAGAUAUACUCCCUUUGGCGCCCUGGCAGCCGUGUGCCUAUUCUGCGGAGGUUCUACCGUUUUGGGAGCAUGAAUCUGUUGAUCUCCGCUGGAACUACUGUAGCCUACGUCUCUUCCUUGGCUGUUCUGAUCAUUGACGCUGUCGUGGGAACUUCUCGAAUGAGCAAUAGCUCGUCUUAUUUUGACUCCGUUGUAUUCCUUACCUUAUUCAUUCUGGCAGGUCGAUUUAUUGAAGCAUACAGCAAGGCGAGAACCGGAGAUGCAGUUGCAUCACUUGGAAAGUUAAAGCCUUCCGAAGCGUUACUGGUUACCAACGAUCGUGUUGACGGUACCUCUGAGGAAGACGAGAUUCAGAGGGUCAACAUUGACCUGUUAGAUGUCGGCGAUAUUGUCAGCAUACCACACGGAGCCUCGCCACCGGCUGAUGGUGUAGUUGUCACUACCGGUGUCUACCAGUUCGAUGAAAGUUCCCUGACAGGAGAAUCGCGACCAGUGAAGAAGUCUGUUGGCGAUUCCGUCUACACAGGAUCGGUGAAUGUCGGCCAGCCCGUGAAGAUUAAGGUGUCCGCAGUUGGAGGUGCAUCGAUGCUGGAUCAGAUCAUCGCCGUAGUGCGCGAAGGCCAGAGCAGACGUGCUCCAUUGGAAAGGGUUGCAGACUUACUUACAUCCCACUUUGUUCCCAUAAUCACGCUUAUAGCGAUAUUGACAUUCGUCAUCUGGCUUGUGCUGGGCGUGUCUGGCGCUUUGCCAGACGACUACCUAGAUGUUGCACAUGGAGGCUGGGCUUUUUGGAGCUUGGAGUUCGCGAUCGCAGUGUUCGUGGUUGCUUGCCCCUGCGGUCUAGCUCUCGCUGCUCCUACGGCGCUAUUCGUUGGUGGAGGACUGGCUGCCCGACAUGGCAUAUUGGUCAAAGGCGGAGGGGAAGCUUUUCAAGAAGCGAGCCGUCUCGAUGCCAUUAUAUUCGAUAAAACCGGAACUCUAACUGAAGGAGGGAGCUUGACGGUGUCUGACCAUAAACUGCUCAUCACCGACUCUGAGGAUUUGCAAAUCGCAUGGACCCUUGCCCGAAAGUUGGAGGAAAGCAGCAAUCACCCGAUUGCUCACGCAGUUUCAGCCUUCUGCAGUGGCAAGGAAUCUGCCGGGAUACUCAGUUCCGACAUUGAGGAGAAACCCGGACAGGGAAUGAAAGGCACCUUUACCGUGUCUCUAGAGGACAAGAGCGAUCAAUCAAAGAGGACAGUCCAGUACGAAGCCGCCAUCGGCAAUCAACGUCUAUUCCAAAGUCUGGCAUCGCCUAACUUCGAAGAUUCCCACCUUUCGGACCUACUUUCAGCCUACCAGAAAUCAGGAAAAUCCACCGCAAUACUAUCGUUGCGCAAAGCCGGCCCAAACUCCUCAAACGAACCCUACUUCACCCCGACAAUCGCCUUUGCUAUAUCCGAUUCAAUCCGACCCGACGCCGCAAAGGUAAUUUCGCAGCUCCACAAGCGCAAAGUCGACGUGUACAUGUGCACAGGAGAUAAUCAGACCACUGCCCACGCCGUCGCCGACAUGGUAGGCAUCCCCCGAUCCAACGUGAUGGCCAACAUCAUGCCCGCAGGGAAAGCCGAUUUCGUCCGCCAAGUCCAAGACGGCGUAUACCCGCCAAGAACCUCGUCCGAAGCUGAAAGCCAAAGAAACGAACAAGGUGCACGCUCUAUCGUAGCCUUCGUUGGUGAUGGCGUGAAUGACUCCCCGGCUCUGGCUGCAGCAGAUGUUAGUAUCGCCAUGGCUUCGGGCUCCGACGUUGCCAUGAACUCUGCAUCUUUCAUCCUCUUGAACUCAGAGCUCGACACUAUCCUCCAACUUGUUGUUCUUAGUCGGCGGGUCUUCAACCGCGUCAAGAUGAACUUUGGUUGGGCCGUGAUUUAUAAUCUCUGUCUUGUGCCGGUUGCCGCUGGGGUAUUGUAUCCGAUUGUCAAUGGCCAUACGAUGAAAAUGGUCGGGGGUGAGACUGUUAUAGUUGGUAAACACUGGAGGCUGAGUCCCGUUUGGGCUGCGUUGGCAAUGGCUUUGAGUAGUAUUUCUGUGGUUUGCAGCAGUCUUGCUUUGGGGAUUGACAAGAGGACUAUUAAAAGGGUUCUUGGUCUGGGGAAAUAAGCCAUGGUUUAUAUUGUUGGUAUAAUGUCUAAAAUGCCUUCAGUUGGGUGGAUUCGUGGCGUUGCUAGCUUUUAUGAUGUUACGAUGGGGAUUUUAUGAUACAAGACUGACUUAUUCAUGAAGAGCUGUUUCUAUGAUAUGAUAAGAUGUCGACCGUGGAAUAUCCCUUGUUUGAUAACUUAAUGUUAUUUA